GAAGACCCUAAGCGUUAGGAUCUUAGACCGGGAGGUGUACAAUAAGCAGUCCUCCUUCUACGUUCUGCUCGAAACCCCCCAAUGGAGACGCAGCAGGAAGGAGCAGACAGAAGACAAGCCGAAGGAGGAGGAGGAGGAGGAGGAAGAAGCGCUGACAGGAAAAGACGAUGAAGAGCGGCGCAUCGCUGAGAUGGGCCGGCCGAUGCUGGGAGACCACGUGAAGCUGGAGAUCAUCAUCGAGGAGUCGUACGAGUUCAAGAACACCGUGGACAAGCUGAUCAAGAAGACCAACCUGGCUCUGCUGGUGGGAACCAACAGCUGGAGAGACCAGUUCAUAGAGGCCAUCACUGUGAGCGCAGGUGAGGACGAUGACGAUGACGAGUGCGGCGAGGAGAAGCUGCCGUCCUGUUUCGACUACGUCAUGCACUUCCUCACCGUGUUCUGGAAGGUUCUGUUCGCCUUCGUGCCGCCCACAGACUACUGGAACGGCUGGGCCUGCUUCGUGGUGUCCAUAUGCAUGAUCGGCCUGCUCACCGGCUUCAUCGGGGACCUCGCCUCCUCCUUCGGCUGCACCGUCGGCCUGAAGGACUCCGUCACGGCUGUGGUCUUUGUUGCAUUGGGAACCUCUGUACCAGAUACCUUUGCCAGUAAGGUGGCUGCCAUCCAGGACCAGUAUGCAGACGCCUCCAUCGGCAAUGUGACGGGUUCGAAUGCUGUCAACGUGUUCCUGGGCAUCGGGGUGGCGUGGUCCAUCGCAGCCAUCUACCACCAAAGCAAUGGGAACGAGUUCCGGGUGGACCCCGGCACGCUGGCCUUCUCCGUCACCCUCUUCACCAUCUUUGCCUUUGUCGCCGUCGGCACCCUGAUGUACCGACGGAGGCCGGAGAUCGGUGGCGAGCUGGGCGGGCCCCGGACAGCGAAGGUCCUGACCACCAUGCUGUUCUUCAGCCUGUGGCUCCUCUACAUCCUCUUCUCCUCGCUGGAGGCCUACUGUCACAUCACGGGCUUCUAAGACGACAAGGAGACGACAGAGGGAAGGAGAACAUGGAAGGAGAAGCCAAGGGGAGGUGGGUGAAGAGAUGGAUUUGCAAAUCAAGACUGUCUCAUAGAUCUAUCACUCCCCCCCCUUUACGCAAUAGAUUGAAUGAGGGAUGAAUGGAUGUACAGAUGAAGGAAUGGAGGACGCAUUAAAGCAUCUUAAAGCAGAAUCUAAAGGAGUAAGGAGACGUUGAAGGAUGACAGCAGACAGGAGAACCUUGGGAUCAAGAGAAAUGGCUCAGAAGAUGGAAAAAUUGUUGGAAAAUGAAUAAACUAAGGAAUACAUGUUUUGUCUCAACCUAUAAAUCCAAACCAAUCAAGCUGUCUUGAACCCGCCCCCGCUCGAGAGAGAAACACACAGCUGGUUCAACGCACUGAAAUCAAAGUCUUAAUAAAACGAGGAGCGAGAAGAAUUACCGACGUAGUGACGCACCAUCGCAGCUGCGAGGAGGCGUGGCUUCAACAUUCAUCCUCUGUCACAUCCCGCUGCAGCGAGAUGAGCCUGCAUCAGUGUGCACAUGCAUGACCAGACCCAACUGAACACACAAUCAGAAGAGGACGGACAUAUUGCCAUAACUGUUUAAUGACAACAAACUGUGAGCGUGCUGCUGUGUGACUGUGUGUGUCUGUGCUCGUGUGUCGUGGGAGAAGAUGCUGAAGUACUGUGAUGAAAAAAUAACUCCUCGUUUCGCCGUCUCAGCAUGAGACGAGCUUCUCGUGCUCGAGGACCUUUUUGACUCUAGCUGAAGAAACGCUGAGUAAUGCUUUGUGGGGGGGGGGGGGGGGGGGACAUCACUGAAGUUAGAAAUGUAAAUAAGAGCUGGACGCAGCUCCUCUACUUUCCAUCUGAAUGUCCUGGUUCCGCCCUGCGCUCCUGAAUGGGCUCUUUUCUGUUGCUUUGUACUGUAGAUGUGAUUUAAGGUCUAAUUUUAAUCGAGGAGGGGUUAGUGUGCUUUUACCUUUAAUAAGGCCGCGUCUGAGAAGACACAAAAUGGCCGCUCUACCGUUUAAAACUGUUAGAGAAGCUAUUAUCAUUGCAUAAAUAUCUAGGUUAAUAUUACGUGUGUUGUUUUUUUAUGUUUUUUUAAACUGUGGAAUUCCGUUACCUGGUUUUCCACCAAGGAGAUCGCCACCAUCAUCGUCAUCCAUCAUAACAUUGCAAUAGACUUCUUAACGUUAAGUCCCGCCCUCAGUGAAACAUCGUACUUGUCGUAGCCGCCUCUCGUCAUCGUUUCUCUCACGUUGAUGCUGAUUUUCUAUUGGUUCACUCGACAGCGUCGGUCAUUAUCCCAGUGUGUCUUAACCACCUCCCGCUGGCUGGUCAGUGGACCAAUCAAAAUCCUCAAGGGCUUUGUAAGAAACAACCACUGAUUCCUUUUCCUGAUUCCUGAUUCAUGAUUCUUCGUACAGAUCGACCCUCACUGGGCUACGUAACAGGGACUCGUAUUCCCCCGACCGUAUACAUCACUCACUUCGUUGGGAGAAGUUUGCUUCGGUUUGGCUUUAAGAGAAAAAUCUACAAAAAACAAGACGAUAAAAUAAGUAACACAGCUUCAUUUAGUGCAGACAUUAUCCAGAGUUACACAGAUCUCAGAGCAGCAGACAGAGCUUCUGGUGGGAGAGUUUCCCAGUUGAUUACAAAGUCUGCUUAUAAAUCGCAAUAAGCCUUAUUCCAAAUUACCACGACCUUUAUAUACAGGCCUUGGAAACCAACGGAGUAUUGGCUUUGGGUGUGGAGGUAGUUUUACUAACCGCUAAGGGACAAAUACCUUCUUCUUACAGUAGCCCACAGCAACAUAGGGUACAUCUAGUCUUUAUUUAUCUCUUUUUAUAAACUCAGAGGUUCGACAACCACUCGUACACUGAAAUCCUGGUACAAUCAUUUCAAUUGGCUGCUUGUUGGAGAGUACCCGCCCUCUGUGACCUGUCUUACGAAGUGAGUUCACCCACUGUACGUCGGGCUCUCCUGAUGUCUGACUCUUUAUCCAGCUUCAGCAAGAUCGUAUGAAAGUGUCUUGACUUGUUCUGCUGUAGUUUAACGGCUCAUUUAUGCACAACAUCACAUUCAGAAGUAAAUAGAGCGGCUAUCCGUCCUAUCCCUUCAUUUAACACACAUCUUCUGGAUACAGACCAAACAGCAGUACUACAGGAAACCAUGGGGGGGCAGUGUAGUCCAUAGUUCCAGCGAGACGUGAGGGAGAUACUUCUUCAGUUGUUCAGAAGGUUCCUGGUGAUGAGAACAUCUAGAUUCUGCACUAGGCCCUCGAGUGUGGGCAUCGACGGAACCUUGUUUAAAACAGACGCUUAUCUCUUCUUACGUAAAAGUAGCAUAAAUGAGCCGUGAUGCUAAUUAGUUGUGUAGCCGUGGUUAUCUACACUGCAGAAAGUUAACUAAAGUGUAACUCACUUUAUAAGACAGACCCACACAGAUUCUGAAAUGAGUUCCACGUAGUGUAAGUUAUUAAUUUGAGGUUUUAACAACUAGCUCUGUUUGGGUGUUACAAACAGUUUGUGCAUGAGGAGACAGGGUUCUUCUCCCUGAUGUCUUGAAAGUCAACUUGAAAAUACUCAGAGUUCUGUUUUAAUACUAAAGAUACCAAACAAUGAUCUCGAGCAACAGCCGGGUGUCUUUGAAAACCAAUAAGUCCAACACUGGACGAGCUAGUAAACAUGAAUCAAUACUGGAACACUGGCAACACCAGAAUAUUUAACUUUCCAAAUCAACCACAUUUUAGUCCAAACUUCACUAACUGUCAUUAUCACAGGCUCUGAGUCACUGGCAGAGAAAUACAAACAAUAUUUCCACGUGCAGAACUUCAAUCUUCAAGCCCACAGCGACUAUCAGAGAGUUUACGCUUCAGACUGUUAACUGCUUUCCUCGUUCAGCCAAAAUACCUAAAUCUCAAUGUUCUCUCACCUUACUGUAUAUGUAGGCAUUCGAAAAGUCCAUAGUUUAAAUGGCACUACACUGUAUGCAUCUGAAUUGGCCAGAAUUUUCCUGCUGAUGUUGUGUUUUUUUACUUGAUGUAUUAUAUGAUAAGUAGUGUUUUAAAGGUCAAUCUGUAGAGUCGGUGGUCUGGGCUCGAUUCCCCAGACAGCUUCAGCCCCGGUGAGCGAGCCGAGCUGAGCAGAGUCCUGGACUGGAGCAGUUCGGUAACUCCCGACUAAGAGGAAGAUAACGUUAAAUUCUGACAACAAAUUGUGCACUUGGGACUCGAGAACCACUCCAGGACGACCGAAUAAAAAUUGUCAGUGUCCCUGCAAAACAUAAAAUAAAUUUGAAACAUGGCCGAUCUAAAAAAUUCUAACGAUAAAUUUCUAAAUGCUGCAAAUGUCGAGCGUUUGUGGAGGAACUCUAGAACAAAUUACCCUUUGGCAGUCGAACAUUAAGAAUAAGCGAGACGUCCGAUUUGCUUGUAUUUGCCAAACACUGCACAACGUGUGUCUCUCCGUUAGAGUAGCUGUUCCCAUGUGAAGGCCUUGGAGUGGCAGUUUACCCCUGUUUUGCCAAAGGGAAAUCUUUCUAUCACAAUCUUAAUAUUUGCAGUCCGACCUGUGAAGGGUUUUAUAACCAGUGGAACUUUCUUAAAACACCAAAUAUUAUUCAUACUUCAUAUCCACUCUGAAAAGAGACAAACAGACGCCUUGCUAUAGUUUAAGCACUAACUAGAAAAUCUUUCUAUUUAAAUUUGUAUGCAUUUGUCUCUUCACUGGCAUGGGGCUGAAGGUUUAUACACUGUAAAAAGUUAAUGCUAGCUUGCGCAAAAAAAAAAGAAGAAAUAAUGUUGUAGAAGCAGAUUGCAUCAUUAGUAACUCUAACAGGGUAAAUAUUAUCUUAAAUAUGAAUAAAUCAUGUUGGAUUUACUUAAAAUUGCCUGCUGCCUAAUUCGUCAGAGUGAACUUGUGGAGGAAGUAAAAAGCUUCGCAGUUACGUAGUUGUUAGCAUUAAGCUAGUUUGCUGCAUACGUUUUCAAGAAGCUAACUUUUCUUUUCCAUUUAUGGGAGUUAGCUCUUUCGCUACGCCAGCUUGGUUGCUCCACCUCUCUCUACCUUGACUUGAAGGCUAGUCUUACGCGAUGCUAAUGACAGGUUAGCCGUUCAAAGUGUUCGUACCAAGUUGGGAAGUUUGUCACAAUUGCUACGUUUGUUUUUCUAACUCUUCAAGGAAAGGAAUUGCAAAUGCACUUCGAUUUAGCUUCCUACCUUGGUUUGGACGGGUCAAAGGUCAGACAGGCCAUCGCUGUACAUACGUUUUUACACUAAGACCAAGCAAGUGUUUGACGAAGUGGGCGGGGUUUCAAAUGAAGGAAAAGCAUUGCACUGGUUCUUUUCGCUUGCGUGAAACGGCUGCUACGUCGUUUCCUUAACAAAAGUUGCUUCUGAUGCUAACAGCAACAGAGAUAUUGUUGUUUUUUUGGACUCACAAUAAUAAUGUUGUACCUGAUGUAAGAAAAAAAAAUACAAUGGUGUUGAAUCAGUUGUGUACCAUUAGCGACGUUCUGAUGUAAAGAUUGAUGAUUGGUUCGUUGCUUCGUUCGCUUCUCGACCGACCGACUCGUCUGUGUGACAGACGGAGGAGCGACAGACAGAAGGACUGACAGAAGGACUGACAGAAGGACUGACAGAAGGACUGACAGAAGGACUGACAGAAGGACUGACAGAAGGACUGACGCCGGUGCAACUAACGUACUGUCGGGAAAAGAAAAAGAGAAAACUUUACCGGAGCUCUUCUCUCCCCUUAAAGUGAAGAGGAGGAUGAUAAAGAGAGGAAGAAGGAAGAAGAUAAAAAUUAAAGACAAAAAAAAAAUGAAGUUACAGCCAUACAUUGAUUUCUGGGUCAGCGAGACAGAAAUGGACUCCUCCUGCCCAGCAUGUGUAUUGUUAUGGUGUCUCUCUGUCCCUGUGUCUCUAACCCGUCUUUCUCUGCCGCCACAUUAACCAAUCGGGCGGCAAAUCCUUUUUGUUCCGUCUUUCUCCUCCCAGAUGCCCCUCCCCCUUUUCCUCCCUCCUUCUGCCAUGUUUUCCAUAUUUUGGAAUGUCGAUGUGCUACUUGUUGAUACUGUGCAUGAAUGAUAACAUGUCUGUAUAUAGUUAUAGAGAAUCGUAUCCCAUUCCCCCUGGAGUUGACAAAAAAAAUGGUUUGAAUGUUGUACAGAUUCAGGCUUUUAUUCUGUUCUCUGUUCUUUUAUGUAAGUAGAGCUUAACGACCGUGUGUUUUUAAUUUAAACGAAGACAAUGACGUCUUCUCGUGUCGAGUAACUUGCACAUGACUAAUUAAUUAUGGUUAUUUUUGGUAAAAAGGCAAUAUCUGCUGUUAUUGAUUGAGAGAUGAGAUCUUUGAGGAGUUAUAUAUCUUAAAUAAAUAUUCUAUAGGGGAGUUGCAUGGGUUGUUUGUACAAAAAAAAUAAUAAUAGACACUGCUUGCUACUUCAAAUACCGUGGCUGUAUUCUCAGAGAGGGCGAGGAAUACUGUAUGUACAUCUAAAGGUUAUUUUGUCAUUUAAGAGAUAAUAAUGAUGAUGAUGAAUAUUGUGUAUAUACUGUACAGUGUUUAAUUGAGGUGGACUCCAUGGCCAUCUGACCGUAGAGAGUUGAUUCUACAUAUUUAUUUAAAGGAAACUAAAACACUCACUACACUCAAGAAUGACAUAUAUUGCCUUUUUUUUUUAGAAGUUGUUUGCUUGUUUCUCCCCCUCCUUUCAAUCUGUUCAUUUAUCCGUCUCCUUUCUUCCCUCCAUCACUGUCCGACAGCUUCACACCUUCUUGUCGUUUAUCCCUCUUUUGUUUUUCCAUCUUCAUCCCUCCAUACUGACUCAAAGUAUAUCUGCUCCAGCGUUUGUCUGCACUCGAGGCCCGUGUGUUCGAUUCCGAACGUCCGUCAUAUUUCCAAACCAAAUCCCCUCUUUCUUCUGAAUCCUCUCUUCCACCUCCAUCCCUCCUUCCCUCCAUCCAUCUCUCCCGUCUUUCUUUCCUCUCUCUCUCUUCUUCUCUCCGCUCUCACAGGGUGAAGUCGGGAGUUUCAUGUUUGUCGAUAUGAUUUUGUGUGUUUUCUUUUUGAAUGGAACAAUAACCACAAAUUAAAAUGUUGGGAAUAAUGAAGACUUUUUUUUUUUUUUGCCACUGUUGAUUUUCUUUUUGUUUGUUGUGUUUUUUAAUUGAUUUGUGUUGAUCAACAUCUGACAGGAGGAACGUUGUGUGUGUGUUGCCACUAACUGUGACUGCUCUCCAUGGUACAUGGUACUUCUGAUGAAACCAAUAAAAUAAAGUUUGGGAUACCGUGUUUCAGAGA
Messenger RNA from Pleuronectes platessa (European plaice), 7327 nucleotides. Its product is annotated as sodium/calcium exchanger 1. Gene Ontology annotation, cellular component: axon; postsynapse; sarcolemma. Gene Ontology annotation, biological process: calcium ion import across plasma membrane; sodium ion transmembrane transport; cell communication. Gene Ontology annotation, molecular function: calcium:sodium antiporter activity. The record is from RefSeq and is a predicted model, not a curated record. NCBI's taxonomy places the organism in Eukaryota, Metazoa, Chordata, Actinopteri, Pleuronectiformes, Pleuronectidae.